GUGGUCGCGCACGGUCAUACGCUCCUAGCCCACGCCAAAGUUCGGUUUAAAACAAUGUCCGGAGCUGUAUAGACGAUUCCUUUUUUCUCUCCCUCCCCCUUUUUUUAAAAACCCUUCGAGAGCCUAGUUAAGAGUACCUCAGAUCUUUUUUUUUUUUUAAAUAUAAUUCCCCCCACGGAGAGAAAAAAAAAUAAUUGGAAAUCACAUUCUGUUGCCCCCCCCCCCUUUCAAAAAAAAAUAUAUAUAUAAAACUUUUUUUUUAAAUAUAUAAAAAAAAGAAGAGAGAGAAGAAAAGAUAAUAGCAAAUCACCAUAAGUAUAAACCGGCAAAUUUAAAAAAAUAAUAAUACAAAAAAAAAAGAUUAAAAUCUCUUUUAUAUAAUGUAUCCGCGGACCUGUAGUGGUGAUGCGCGUGUGGUGAGUGUGGUGGUGAGUGUGGUGGUGUUGGUGGUGCUGUGUGUACCUUGCUUCGUGUGCGCGCAGGUCGGGGAUUUCACACACGAAUGGGCAGCGCACGUCGAGGGAGGAGACGAGAAAGCCCACGAGAUCGCGAGGAAACAUGGGUUCGACGUGCUCACUAAGAUUUUUGACGACGUCUACUUGUUACGUCACCGGCGAGUGGCCCGACGCUCGGCCGACCCGUCGCUGCUGCACCACGAGAAGCUCAUCUCGGAGCCGCAUGUGCGGUGGGCCGAGCAGCAGGUGGUGAAGCGGCGAGUGAAGCGGGACUUCAUGCACCAAGAUCGCUCCACCAAGUUCAUCUCCACGUGGAUGGACGAUCCCAAGUGGCCGCAGAUGUGGUAUUUGGUAAGUGGAGGUGGAUUUGAAGAGGUUAAGUGGUUCGGAUGA
Messenger RNA from Penaeus indicus, 848 nucleotides. RefSeq names its product furin-like. The record is from RefSeq and is a predicted model, not a curated record. The transcript has 3 exons. Gene Ontology annotation, molecular function: serine-type endopeptidase activity. Gene Ontology annotation, biological process: peptide hormone processing. Gene Ontology annotation, cellular component: trans-Golgi network; Golgi membrane. Bases 381 to 848 code for a protein of 155 amino acids. Lineage: Eukaryota; Metazoa; Arthropoda; Malacostraca; Decapoda; Penaeidae.